Messenger RNA from Eublepharis macularius, 7291 nucleotides. Its product is annotated as protein argonaute-1. The transcript is spliced from 19 exons. The record is from RefSeq and is a predicted model, not a curated record. Gene Ontology annotation, molecular function: protein binding; RNA binding. Bases 223 to 2571 code for a protein of 782 amino acids. NCBI's taxonomy places the organism in Eukaryota, Metazoa, Chordata, Lepidosauria, Squamata, Eublepharidae.
GGACCCUCGGGAGCAGCAGCUGCUGCGGGCACUUAUCUGCCCCCUCUGCAGCAGGUGUUCCAAGCUCCUCGCCGGCCCGGGAUAGGAACCGUUGGGAAGCCCAUCAAACUCUUGGCCAACUACUUUGAAGUGGACAUCCCUAAGAUUGACGUCUAUCACUAUGAAGUGGACAUCAAGCCGGACAAGUGCCCACGCAGGGUCAACAGGGAGGUUGUGGAAUACAUGGUACAACAUUUCAAGCCACAGAUCUUUGGUGAUCGGAAGCCGGUGUAUGAUGGGAAAAAGAACAUUUAUACGGUCACUGCCCUGCCCAUUGGAAACGAAAGGGUUGAUUUUGAGGUGACAAUUCCGGGAGAAGGCAAGGACAGGAUAUUCAAGGUCUCCAUCAAGUGGAUGGCCAUCGUCAGCUGGAGGAUGCUGCAUGAAGCCCUGGUGAGCGGGCAGAUCCCUGUGCCUCUGGAGUCCGUGCAGGCCCUCGAUGUUGCCAUGAGGCACCUGGCCUCCAUGAGGUAUACCCCGGUGGGUCGUUCUUUUUUCUCUCCCCCUGAAGGAUACUAUCACCCACUGGGAGGCGGAAGGGAAGUCUGGUUUGGAUUCCACCAGUCUGUUAGACCUGCCAUGUGGAAGAUGAUGCUGAACAUCGAUGUAUCAGCAACAGCAUUCUACAAGGCCCAGCCUGUAAUCGAGUUCAUGUGCGAGGUGCUGGAUAUUCGGAACAUUGAUGAGCAGCCGAAGCCCUUGACUGACUCCCAGAGAGUGCGCUUCACCAAGGAGAUCAAAGGUUUAAAAGUGGAGGUAACUCACUGUGGACAGAUGAAGAGGAAGUACCGAGUGUGUAAUGUUACUCGUCGGCCAGCUAGUCAUCAAACGUUCCCCUUGCAGCUGGAGAGCGGCCAGACCGUGGAGUGCACAGUAGCACAAUACUUCAAGCAGAAGUACAACCUGCAGCUCAAGUACCCCCACCUGCCGUGUCUUCAGGUCGGCCAGGAGCAGAAGCACACAUACUUACCUCUGGAGGUGUGUAACAUCGUGGCUGGCCAACGCUGCAUCAAGAAACUAACAGACAAUCAGACCUCCACUAUGAUCAAAGCAACCGCAAGGUCAGCUCCAGAUAGGCAAGAGGAAAUUAGCCGCCUGAUGAAGAAUGCCAGUUAUAACCUGGACCCCUACAUACAGGAGUUUGGCAUAAAGGUGAAGGAUGACAUGACUGAAGUGACCGGGAGGGUUCUUCCUGCUCCGAUUUUACAGUAUGGAGGACGGAACCGGGCAAUCGCCACACCCAACCAGGGGGUCUGGGAUAUGAGGGGGAAGCAGUUUUACAAUGGCAUCGAGAUCAAAGUCUGGGCCAUCGCCUGCUUUGCCCCUCAGAAGCAGUGCAGGGAAGAGGUCCUGAAGAACUUCACAGACCAGCUGCGCAAGAUCUCCAAGGAUGCAGGGAUGCCAAUCCAGGGCCAGCCCUGCUUCUGCAAAUACGCACAAGGUGCAGACAGCGUGGAGCCCAUGUUCCGGCACCUUAAGAACACGUAUUCUGGGCUCCAGCUCAUCAUAGUCAUCCUGCCAGGGAAGACACCAGUGUAUGCGGAGGUGAAGCGUGUGGGUGAUACUCUCCUGGGAAUGGCCACUCAGUGCGUGCAGGUCAAGAAUGUAGUGAAGACUUCACCACAGACGCUCUCCAAUCUCUGCCUCAAGAUCAACGUCAAGCUUGGAGGAAUCAACAAUAUCCUGGUGCCCCAUCAGCGUUCUGCUGUCUUUCAACAGCCGGUUAUAUUCCUUGGAGCGGACGUAACCCACCCACCAGCAGGUGAUGGGAAGAAGCCUUCCAUAACAGCUGUGGUGGGCAGCAUGGAUGCCCAUCCGAGCCGAUACUGCGCGACGGUGCGGGUGCAGCGUCCCCGCCAGGAGAUCAUUGAGGACUUGUCAUACAUGGUGAGAGAGCUCCUCAUCCAAUUUUAUAAAUCCACACGCUUCAAGCCCACCCGCAUCAUCUUCUAUCGCGAUGGCGUGCCGGAGGGACAGCUUCCACAGAUUCUUCAUUACGAACUCCUAGCCAUUCGUGACGCCUGCAUCAAACUGGAGAAGGAUUACCAGCCGGGCAUCACUUACAUCGUUGUUCAGAAACGGCAUCACACCCGCCUCUUCUGUGCAGAUAAAAAUGAGAGGAUUGGCAAAAGUGGGAAUAUCCCAGCAGGAACAACGGUGGAUACAAACAUCACGCAUCCCUUCGAGUUUGAUUUCUACCUUUGCAGUCAUGCUGGCAUUCAGGGUACGAGCAGACCUUCUCAUUACUAUGUCCUUUGGGACGACAACCGGUUUACAGCAGAUGAGCUUCAAAUCCUUACCUACCAGCUCUGCCACACUUACGUCCGCUGCACUCGCUCUGUUUCCAUCCCAGCACCAGCAUAUUACGCCCGCUUGGUGGCAUUUCGGGCGCGAUACCACCUCGUAGACAAAGAGCAUGAUAGCGGAGAAGGGAGCCACAUAUCUGGCCAGAGCAAUGGCCGAGAUCCUCAGGCCCUUGCUAAAGCCGUGCAAGUUCACCAGGACACUUUACGUACCAUGUACUUUGCUUGAAAGCCUAACUUUUUUUACCUCACUCCCGAAAGCUUUCAGAUUUGUAGGAGCCAUACAAAAAAAGAAAAAAAAGGAAGCAUUGGGAGCACCUUGUGAGCAUCCAAUGAGAAAUCACUGCAGGGCAUGUGGUGGUGUUGGAGGCAAGACGACCAGCGACCUCCGGGGCAAACAUGGGUGAAGCCACUUAAACCGGAUGGACACACCUUUGUAGUAUUGCAAGAGACUUUUUGUUUUUCGGGCUUUCCAAUCACCUGACCAAACAAACAAAAAGUAUUUGAACCAAGCCGGGGAGGGGAGGGGGAACCUUCUUCCUAUCAAAAGAAAAGCAGGUUUUCAUUGCAGGGGUUGGGGUGGGGGGAAAGCAAUAUUAGACUUUGACUGUGAAAUAGCUGUUUUGGUCCUCCAAUGCCAAAUCAAACGCUGGUAAGGGUUUUUUUUUUCGGGUGUGUGUGUGCGUGUGUGCGUGUUGUUGUUUUGGGUGGGAGGGGAAGGGAUUUUUAGAGCCUUAAAACAGAUGACUAGAUUUAUAAAAACUAAUAUUUUAGGAUACAAGAUGCUUUAAUUGGUUAAGAAGAAAAAAAAGCCAGUAGUUUAUAGAAGAGUUUUAAUGCUUACCCCUCCCCACUGAAGUAAAAUGAAUUUUCUCCCAUUAUAUAUAAAUAACAUAAGGCGCCCCCAGCACUUAACUACCGCUAAGCUGGAAAAAAAAAAAGGAAACUGUCUUCCGUCUGUUGACGUAGGUCAGCUGCUGCCUCGUUUUGACACAACGGUCACAUGCUUAACUGUGGGCCAAGUGCCUUACUGCAAUGCUGCAAAAACAUUGAUGUUUGGUCACCUUUCAAGGGAAAAAAAGAGAAGCAUACCCAACAGUACUCUUAUCUCAGUGGCAGUCCAGAAUUCUAUCUUGAAGGUGUCCAGAAUACGUUUCUUCGGAACAUUCAGAGUUUCGUAUUAGCUCACAGCCUCACAAUGGGGUCAAAAUUCUGUGCACUUUUUAACAUUACACACAUUUGGAGAGCUGCUGAUAAAUCUAUUUUUCUUGUUGCUGUUUACGUGUCAUUUCUGGCAUAGUUCUUGGGUGGGUUUUUCAUCUCUUUAAUUAAAAAAAAAACUGCAUUUCUGACAAAUGGGGUAUGUGUGUGUGUCUGUGUGUAUGAGAGAGAGAGGGAGGAAACACUUGCAUACCCCAGAGGCAUAAAUGAAAACUCAUUAUCAAUUGAUGACCUGAUUUUUUUCUAUACCAAUGAAUUUUUUUUAUUACUGAGUAUUAUUUUUAUACGAUGAGGAGUCUGUUGCCAAAAUGUACUCAAAUCCAAUUCAUUUUUCUCAGUGGUUGAGACUUUGGAGCAUUCACACUGUGAAUGGAGUAUGUUUUCUGUUCCAUGAAUCGCACUGCAAACUUCAAUCCAGAGUUCUUAACAGGGUUCAGUCUUUUUUUCUGUACUGCAGAACCCCUGAAGAGCUAAUUUCUUCAUCUUUUUAAAUAGGUCCAGCAUUUUUUCAAAUUAUCAUGAUGGCUUCCACUGCUUAGUUUCUGCCAUUUUAUUUUCUGUGGACUAGAGGGUUUGGGAUUUCCUUUCUGCUCUUGCAGUAAAAGAAAGAAACGUAUGUGCUCCUUCUACAUCAGAACAUCUAAAUGCACUUUGUCAAAAUGGUUCUCUAUUUGUGUCCAACAAGAUAAAUCUCUUCUCCCCACAACAGUGAACUUAAGCCUCACUUCUGCAGCUACCAAGUGUCUUGCAAGUACAAGGCAAGAGGUUAUGCUAGGUAAUACAUAGUUAGUUGCUGUUUGAGUACACACACAGGCUUGUCCUUAGGUGGGUAGAGGAAUGAUCUUUUAGAACUGUUUUCCUGAAACUGCAAACAUGACUGUUUGAGAAAACAAAAGUUUGAAUUUAAUUUGGUGCCCUUCUGCAGCUGUGCCAUUCGCCUGUAAGCACAUCAAUUUGGAAGUGCAGGGUUUGCAGUUCACAGGGAUGACCUUGACCACUUGCAAUGACCACAUUAAUUUGGAUCUCCCACUCUUUUCUCCUCUUCUUCCCGCCCCACUGUACCUGCCCCUUUGAAGCAGAAUGUUAAUCUCAUCAAAACGCUAUGCAAACAAAACUGGGCAUCUGGCCAGGGCUACUCAGAACAGAGCCAUCAGUUGGGCAUUAUGGCUCACACACUAGCCAGGAUCCAAAGAACUUGUUUAGAUGUGCCCCAAAGGCUUGUGCAUGCAACGAGUGGGAAUUCUGGCUUUGACUGGCAGAUUUCCAUGUUGCAAACUCCUCUUCAGUUUAAAAAAUGUCUAAUUUGUGCAGUAUUGGAGGGGGUUGAGUUGGGUGCAGUUUUGCCUGUGUUUUUUAUUUUUUAAGCACAAGAGCAACAUCCUGCUGGGCGCACAGAAUUAUUUCUGUGGUUCUUUGGAUUUAAUUUUCGGGGUUUUUUUUUCUUUCACUCUGCUGCUUUGUAUCCUGAAUGGCUAGGAUUUCUUUUUAUUUGGUAUGAGUCUGGUGGCAGCCAGUGCAUUGGAAUGGAAAAGCCAACAUUCCUUAAUAAGGAUCCAAUGGAUGGUCACCCUGUUCUCUGGAAAGAAUGAGGAGAGUCUGGGAAUGCCCCUCCUGGGUUUGUGAGCAAGACAUUCCCCCCCCCCCCAUAACAGAAGUAAUGUUUUCAGUUCCUUGACAUCUCUUCACAUGGACUGCAUGCCCAUCUACUCGGACUGGAAUUCUGAGUUCAGUCCCUUUGCAACUGAAAUUAUUUGCUGUUGUUUUUGGGCAGAAGAAAAUGGGCGUUCUUAGUUUAAAAGUUUGGUCUGGGUUUCUGAAGCAUUAUGGACAAAAAUGACUAGUGCAUUUGCAAAAUGGAUAAAGAAAAAAAUUAACAAAAAGCUUGUGGCUUUGUAAAAAUUGCUUUAAAAAAAGAAAACAAAAACCACACCACACCUCUGGGACUUGAGAAUGAUCAUAAAUGGACUUUUUUCAGAUUUUUGCACUCCAGUGUUAGGUAGCUGCUUUGAAUGGGAGGAGUGUUGGCAUGAGACAAACAGUUGGGAGGGAGAUAAAAAUUGCAAAAUGCUUUCUGCCCAUAACUCCGCCUCUCUUCUCUCCUCCCACUCCCCACCUGGUGCAUGCAGAGUUUUUCACUAAGUGCCGUAAAUGAUGUACUUGCUGCACCCUCUAUGAAACAUAAGUUUCUGGGCUUGGGGUUUUAUGUUCUUUCUCUAUUUCUUAGAUGUUAACAGUAAGUGGGUUAGCUCUGCCUGCAUGUUUUGUAUAAUGAAAGCUCUCUUGUUUUGUUCCUGCUUAGCUUUGGCAAACUAUGUUCAGUCUUCUUAAACAGCUGGAGAAAGCACAGAGUGGAGAAAUUUCUUUUCUUUUGCAACUGAUUGUUCACUUCAGGGUGUUGCCAAGCUACGUACGUAUCUUGAGAUUCUCCGGGAACCUGUUUGGAGUGUUUUUCACCUUGCACCUUAGACUGUAACUUGUUCCUGUGCCUCUGUUCCUUUUGCGGCUGGAAAACGUUACCAAAACCCCAUGUAUUAUGGGUUGGGUAGCAUCAUUAUGUAGAUGGUUGUUGGCUUGUUUUUUUUAAAAAAGGUUUUCUUUUUAACCUGCACUGCUGCUAGUUCCGGUUUAUGCUUCUGUUGAAACAAGUAAGAGUGGUUGAAGGAAGACUUGCGAAGGGAAGAAACACGUUCCUCAAAAGCACUUGUGGAGCAGCACAAAUAUUAGGCCAGGAUCCAAAAAUCUUCACAAAUCUUGUGCAAGGGACUUGCACUAGCCAACUGAAGUGUUUGGUUUUUGUACAGCGGGGUCCUCAGUGGCUCGUAUCGAACCAUUUUUGAAACCCCCCCCAGUUUCAAAAGCUGUUUAUCAUGCAAGGAUGGCAGCUACUUCCCUGAGGAAAAAUCAAGUCUAAAACUCUCUUGGGCUUUAUGGCCCAAGGUUCUUUCGGGUCCUGAUCCUUAGUGUCUAAGGACAUGCCAAAUUGCUACUGAUACGAUGCGAAACAGCAGCAAAAGUGAUUACCUUUUUCAUUUGGGUAAAUGCAAGGUUUUUGAGUUACACAGGGAGAACAGAAUUAGUACUAGGCUGUACAGAACACAAAUUGGGGAUACAUGCAGAUAACAUAUAAAUAUGAGUAUCUUUAUAAAGGUAUUUUUAUGGAACCAGCUUCUUGAAUUUUUGAGAAAGAGGUAUGGUUCCUGUCUGCCUGUUGAAGAGCUCUGUAUAACUCUAGAAUGUGUGGAACUUUCUUUGCAACUGAAGUAAAAGUCACCAUGCCUGUUCUGUAUCUUAUCCUUUUGGGACCAACAAAGCAACUACUAUCCAUGCCAAGUUGAUGUUCUUGGAAAGCCUAAAAACUUAAAACCCUGCAUGUUUUUUUUUAAACAAACCUUUAUUUUCCUCUCAUUUAAAACUUUAAAAGCAUUUUGGCAGCACAGUGCAAACGUGUCGAUCCUGUCUGGAGAGAAACGGGAACACAGCUGAACAGCAAUAAAAGUGAAAUCUGUAUCUCACAUGUGCACGUAACUUUGCACUUCAAAAUAAUUGUGAAAAUUUUAAACUAAUGGGAACUCUGGUUUGUGUUCAAAACUGUUUUUCUUUUUUUAAAAACUGUUACAAGGAAGUGUUGAAGUGUAAAUAGAGAAUGUUCACAGGACACACGAUUGGAUGGGGUUUUGUCUUGUUGGGUUUUUUAAUUUUGAAUCUGAUUGUUGUAUGGUCCAUUUAUU